AUGCUCGAGGCGCGGUCAUCAUAUCAGGAGGGAAGCCUGUGGUUCUAUGCACCAAACAAAGGCGCUGCAAUUGCAUUUGCAAUUCUCUUCGCUAUCUCUGGCGGCAUCCAUGGAUAUCAAUGCUUCAAAUAUAAGUCCUGGAAAGUCACCGGCCUUCUUCCUUGGUCUGCUCUCCUAUUCACGGCAGGCUUUAUCACACGAACUAUUGGAGCGUUCGGGCAGUGGGGAAAUCUAGGCGUCUAUAUAGCAAGCACUGUGCUUCUCCUCGCUGGACCACCGGUAUAUGAGGGUGCCAACUUCUUCAUUUUGGGUCGCAUACUUUACUACAUCCCAUACCACUCCCCCAUCCACCCUGGCCGCGUAUUCACGACCUUCAUCGCCUUGGGUGUGGUCAUUGAGAGCAUUACUGCCAACGGAGCAGCCCGAGUCGCAAGUGCGGACUCUAGUGUCAACUCACAAAACACUGGCAAGGCGCUACUCAAGGCGGCGCUUAUCAUGCAGAUUGUUUUAAUGGCAGGCUUUGUGUCGUUGGCCGGCCGAUUCCACUUCAAUUGCGCACGAGGAGGCGUGUUGAACCACAAGAUCAAGCAUGCGCUACUGGUAUUGUAUUGCAGCUGCACCCUCAUUACAAUCCGUACCAUCUAUCGCACCGUGGAAUACUUCACUGCCGCGAGUCUGAAUGCCUACACUGACCUCGAGAAUAUCAGCCCUGUAUUGAAACAGGAGUGGUUCUUCUGGUUUUUUGAGGUCGUGUUCAUGUAUAGCAAUACCACUUUGCUGAAUGUCUUUCAUCCCAUGCAUUGGCUUCCGCGAUCAAACAAGAUCUAUCUCGCUGAAGAUGGUGUCACGGAGGUUGAGGGUCCUGGAUAUGACGAUCCCCGUCAUUGGCUCCAGACCGUUGUCGAUCCAUUUGAUAUCUACGGUCUGAUUGUUAAUCGAGGCAAGAAAGAAAAGUAUUGGGAGGCGAGCCUGACUCGGAGAGAGAGCACAACUGCUAAAACCACGCUAGCGGUAUGA
Messenger RNA from Penicillium concentricum, 1017 nucleotides. RefSeq names its product putative RTA1 domain protein. Gene Ontology annotation, cellular component: membrane. Bases 1 to 1017 code for a protein of 338 amino acids. The record is from RefSeq and is a predicted model, not a curated record. NCBI's taxonomy places the organism in Eukaryota, Fungi, Ascomycota, Eurotiomycetes, Eurotiales, Aspergillaceae. The transcript has 4 exons.